GGCCAGGGGGGGAGGGGGGCGGGGCGCGGGCCGCGCCCUGCGCAGCCGCGCGGACCGCCGCCCGCGGCCGGCGGAUGUCCUUGGCCCCCGCCCCCCUCCCCGCGGGCAGCGGCGGACGGCCGAGGGCCUCCCGGGCAGGGGCCCAUGCUGGCCGCCGCCGCAAAGGGCGAGACGGCCCCGACGCGCUUCCCCACGCUCGCGCUGCAGCAGGUGGCCGCCUCGCUUGACGUGGCCGGCCUGGGCCGCUGCGGCGCCGUGGCGCGCGACUGGCGCCUGGCCAUCACCCGCCGCGCUGAGGAGAAGGCGCUGCGCCGGCAGUUCGGGGGCGAGGAGGGCGGCUGGCUCGCGCGCCACUCGCCGAGGAGCCGCUCCCAGGCCCUGCGGCGGCUGUCCAGGGGCGCGCGGCUCGGCGCUGGCACGGCGCCGGCGUGGCGCGCGUUACCUCUGCAGGGGCCCCCCUCCGCCUGGCGUGAGAGCCACACGAUCGUGGCGCUGCCCCGCCAGUUGUCGACCGGCAGCGGCCCAGGUCGGUGCAGUGACAGGUGGGGGUGGCGGGGACCUGUGCCGCGAGGAGCCCUGAGAUCCUGUGGCGUCUCCGCCUUUUGAGCCGGGCGCUCUCUCUCGCCCAGUCUUAGGCCCUCUUCCUCCUCCUCUUCCUCUUCUUCC
Messenger RNA from Prorocentrum cordatum, 666 nucleotides. The record is from the annotation of a GenBank genome assembly. Lineage: Eukaryota; Dinophyceae; Prorocentrales; Prorocentraceae.